This is a messenger RNA of Harmonia axyridis, 19284 nucleotides long. RefSeq lists its product as uncharacterized. The transcript has 5 exons. Lineage: Eukaryota; Metazoa; Arthropoda; Insecta; Coleoptera; Coccinellidae. The record is from RefSeq and is a predicted model, not a curated record. The coding region runs from base 147 to 19136 and encodes 6329 amino acids.
UUUACGGAGGAAAUAAGUGAUCGCUGAGAAAACAGAUUUCAUUAUAGAUCGCCGAGCCUCCUUGAUAUGUGCAUUAGUGUUCCGCAUCGCUGUGAACAAGCCUACUCUGUGUUAUCGGCGAGAGUGAUUACGAGUGUUAAGUGAAGAUGCGUUCUAAAGACAAACCUCCUACUCGCAGUGAGAUCCUGAGGAAUUUCACCCGCGAAUUCUUGAUCGAAGAGAAGAGGAGAUGCGAGAUAGACAGAUACGUGACAGAUUUUCGUAUAUUGAUCCAUAGUAGACCGCAUGAGAAUCACAACUAUCUGAACCGGCUUCUUCAGGACUACACCAACAUGUUCCUUGCCCAUGAGAGGAUAUCUGCCAACAGACUGAACCAGGACGAAAUGAAAUACCAGCUCAAGAGUCAAUUGGCCUCCAGGAAGAAAGAUUCACCAAAGCAAAGGUACGUGCAAUCUAAGUUAUCACACAAAAAUGAUAAGAAUCACGAACAUCAAAGUUACCUAGUUUUAAAAGCUAAAACCGAGGAGUUCUUGAAGAAGAUUCGGCAAUACGAUGAAUUGGAGCAAAUAGCUUAUGAAAUUUUCGUCAAAAAUUCCGAACUGAAGACUUAUGAACCGAAUACUGUUUUGAAACUCAAAAGUUCUGAUGAUAUCCCUCUAGAUAUACCCUACAAGAAACAUUACAGAAAUGUUUAUACUGUCAAUAGUCCUAAGGAUAACAAAAAUAACGAAAAUUACGAGUUCAUUAAAGAACAAACCGAAAAAUUUUUGUCCAACAAUAGAGAUUACAAUGAUGCGGAACAAAAAAUUCUCUCCGAGCAAUAUCAAAAAAACCCCAUUAUCAAAAAAUACGUGGACUCUCUAACACGCUCAGCUAAAUCCAAAAACGACCCUCAAAACCCAAAAAGAGGUAUUUACUCCAAAAUCAAGACUAUGAUUGGUUUCUCCCCUGAAAAAUCAACGAAAUUCUACAAAACUCUUGAAAGCAACCUUGGAAAUCUCACAGACAACACUAAAAUAUUUUUGAGAAAUGAAAGAAAAUACAAUAAUUCCGAAUUCGAAGCUUACAAAUUGUUUUAUAUAAAAAACGGUGAGUUUCAGAAUCCAUUGAUAGAAAAAAUCAAACAAAUUGCGUACGAGACUCAGAAAGACUCCACAGAUAAUCCCAAAAAAAUCAAGAUUAAACAUUUGGUCGGUAUGAAAAAUGCAAGAAAUCAGGAUCGAGGAAACUCUGAAAAAGAAGAAUUCGAAGAUUACAAUCUUGUAAAAUGUUCACCACCUGCAAACAAUGAGCCUGAAUCGAAAAUGAAAGAUAUACAUUUUCAGUUCCAAUCACCGAAACAAAGUUCAGGGACAGCUGAAAACACCAAUAAAAUACAACCUGAUGUCGAUUUCAAAUAUCGUUUAAAAAAUAUAAAUGAGUUUUUGGAGAAACAAAAACUUUUUGAGGAUCAACAGAGAUACUACUAUGUGAUUCACAUGAGAAAACACCAUAUAAACCCGGUGAAAGAAAGAAAAGAAGGCUUAUUCGCCAAAAUCAAACACCUGUUCUUUGGGAAAAAUGAGAAAUCCAAAGAAAAAACUAAGUAUUUCAAAGACAUAACUCAAGAGUUCUUGAAAAACGAACAAUAUUUUUAUGAUUUAGAGACGCAAGGUCACAUAAUAUUUUCAGGUAAUAAAAGCAACAGAAAUGCUUCAAUUCUAACAGAUUCGAGAAGUCUAGAAUCCUCAAAAAUUAUCGCGAAAAGAAUUUCUCCAGAUAGUUCUAAAAAAUCACCCGAAAAGAAAUCAGUCGAAAAUAAAGUGUUUGAGGAAACAGCAUCUCUUGCUGAGAAAAAUAAAACCUCGAAAAAACGUGAGAAAUCCAGAACGUCACCUCCAUCGUUACACCAAAGGAGCAGAUCAGAAGACUUACUGAUGUUCAAAACAAGAACCAAGAGUUUGGAUGGCAAUAAGUCACCUACUGGUCAUAAAACAUUCUCAGAUCGUCUAAAAAGUAUGGUUGGAAUAGGAAACAGACGAAGAACAAAAUCUCGUGAUAAUAUACUGCGUUCUUCUGAUCCUGUUCAGAAUUUUAUUAACCAUGAAAGAUUUUAUUAUGAUGGUGUACCCAAAAUCGAUCAAAAGUAUGCCAGAAGUAUUUCUUCAAUAGAACAUAUGCCUAAGGAUGGAACAAUCAAAACAAAAACGAAAAAGUUUUUAUCUACCGAAAAUGUUCUUUAUCAAGAUAACAGCAAUGUGGUUGGCAAACCACCAACUGGAAGGCGAAGAAGGGACGAAAGAAAUCGAGAUAGCAAAGAGAGAAGAAGGAGCAGAACUCUCUCACCUGCACAGAAAUUAGUUUCAAAAAUAAGAAAUUUAGUACAUAAAAACGACAAACAAAAAGAAGAUCCCAACCUAGAAGGAAAUGAAAUGUCUUCUUCAGAUAACAAAGGUCCGAAUAAUCAGUUAGAAGCUACUUCUGUGAAGACAGAUGAUUCAUUACAGGAAAAACAUAUAAAGAAAGAUAAUUCAAAUAAUCAGAAAAAUGCAUCAGUAAAUAAAUCUAUUGUUGCAGAGAAAAAGGUCGACAUUAAUAAUUUAAAUCCUGAGUUUAUGAAAAAUCAAACAAGAAUAUUUUUACAAGAUAUCAAGAAAUAUCACGAUUUGGACAAAGGACCAGAUACUGUCGAUAAAACACUUAUUUUCAUCAAUAAUAAAAGUAAAUCUACACCAGUUUUUGUGUCAACAGAAGUCAAAUCAAUGGAUGGGAAAGAAAAUGUAGGUUCUUCGAAACUAAAGCUUGUAGAAAGUAACAACAUUACCCACCAUAAGUAUUCUACAACUGAGACGAGACAAAAAGUAGUACGCAAUACCAUUAUCAAAGAAUCGGUAAUAACACAACGGACGACGACUGAGAAAAUACAGAAAGAAUGUAUUGAAGAAUUUCCCACCCAAGAUACGAAAUCCAACACGAAUAUAGAAACGAAAAAAAUAUCAAUUGAGUUUUCUCCCAACGAAGAACAUUUUUAUGAAAAUAUGUUUGUUACAAAGGAUGGCCUAUCGGAAAGUAAUCCAAUGCAGAGCUCCAAGGAAGAAGAAUAUUCUGCUCAAACAGGUAGAAAUAUAAAUAAUUAUUCAAAAAGCCAUUCAACAUAUAGUGAGACGAAAGGAAUCGAUGAAUCUGAAAAUACGAUUAUCGAAAAAGAUGAAAAAAUUCAUUUACCACGAACGAUAGAAGAAAAAGUGCAGAAUUCGAAGGAAACGAACAUAACUUAUGAGCAAGGACAUUUACGAAAAAUGAUAUCUAUUAAAACUGAAACUCAGAGAGAACCAACGAAUAAAUCGUUAGAUGAAUUUUCAUCGGUAAUGGAUCCCAACGGCAAACUGAUCAAAAUUAAAAAUGAUGAAUAUUUGGAAAGGCAGCAAAGGCUCGACGAUGAGAUGAAGAAAUUAAGUAGAGAACGAAAAAAUAUGAACACAGCCAUGAGUGAAGUCGCAGUAGAAGUAGCGCCCAAAAAUAUUGAGAAUUCAUCGGUAAAGCAUGAAGAACCGAAAAAGAAAGCUCAGGAUCCCGUGGAAAUCAUCAAAAAAGAACAAAUACUAAUAGCUGCGGAAAAACAAUCAUCGGCAAACAAGAGACUUGCAAAGUUCCCAGAAAAAGAAGAAAAACCGAAAAAGGAAUUGAAGAAAACUCAGAUUCCUCAGAAAGUAAUCAAAGAAGAAGUUAUAAUAGAAGCUGCAGAAAAACAAUCUUCUGCACCAAAGAGACUUGAAAAGUCACCUGAAAAAGAAGAAAAACCGAAAAAGAGUGCGUUCUCAAAAUUGAAGACAUUCGUGAGUGGGACAUCGAAGAAACCAACCGCUGAAGAAAGUAAUAAACCACUUCGGCAACAAACCAGUGAGUUCCUCGAUGAUAUGAGAAAGAACCAUGACCAUGACAAAGAUGCAAUGGCCAAGUACAAAAUAGUAUGGCUUGAGGAAAAGAAAGUAACAGCUACUAAAGUACCGAAACAGCAAUCUGAACCAGUCAAACUAGUUGCAAAUAGUGAAAAGGAAAAACAGAGACUAAAGUUGAUCAGACAGAAUACCGAUAAUUUCCUCAAGGAUCAUCAAGAUUAUCACAACAGACAGAGAAUAGAUGACAAUCAAUUCUUCACAAAGAUUGGCCAACCAGAACAUCUUAUAUGGCUGUCAUCAAGACCUGCAAAGAAAAAGGAUAAUAUAAUCACCAAAGUAAAGAAUUUGAUGUCCCCUCAGCAAUCCAAAAAGACUAUUCCAACCGUAGUGGAUCCCAAUGAUAAAAUUAUGAGAGACCAAACUGAUGAAUUCUUGAAGAAGCAUCAAUACCUUAUUCACAAAGAGGAGUUGGAAUUCAAGAAAACUCAGAUUCCUCAGAAUGUAAUCAAAGAAGAAAUUAUUAUAGAAGCUGCAGAAAAACAAUCUUCUGCACCCAAGAGACUUGAAAAGUCACCUGAAAAAGAAGAACAACCGAAAAAGAGUGCGUUCUUAAAAUUAAAAACCUUCGUGAGUGGAACAUCGAAGAAACCAACCGCUGAAGAAAGUAAUAAACUACUUCGGCAACAAACCAGUGAGUUCCUCGAUGAUAUGAGAAAGAACCAUGACCAUGACAAAGAUGCAAUGGCCAAGUACAAAAUAGUAUGGCUUGAGGAAAAGAAAGUAACAGCUACUAAAGUACCGAAACAGCAAUCUGAACCAGUCAAACUAGUUGCAAUUAAUGAAAAGGAAAAACAGAGACUAAAAUUGAUCAGACAGAGUACCGAUAAUUUCCUCAAGGAUCAUCAAGAUUAUCACAACAGACAGAGAAUAGAUGACAAUCAAUUCUUCACAAAGGUUGGCCAACCAGAACAUCUUAUAUGGCUGUCAUCAAGACCUGCAAAGAAAAAGGAUAAUAUAAUCACCAAAGUAAAGAAUUUGAUGUCCCCUCAGCAAUCCAAGAAGACUAUUCCAACCGUAGUGGAUCCCAAUGAUAAAAUUAUGAGAGACCAAACUGAUGAAUUCUUGAAGAAGCAUCAAUACCUUAUUCACAAAGAGGAGUUGGAAUUCAAGAAAACUCAGAUUCCUCCGAAUGUGAUCAAAGAAGAAAUUAUUAUAGAAGCUGCAGAAAAACAAUCUUCUGCACCCAAGAGACUUGAAAAGUCACCUGAAAAAGAAGAAAAACCGAAAAAGAGUGCGUUCUCAAAAUUGAAGACAUUCGUGAGUGGGACAUCGAAGAAACCAACCGCUGAAGAAAGUAAUAAACCACUUCGGCAACAAACCAGUGAGUUCCUCGAUGAUAUGAGAAAGAACCAUGACCAUGACAAAGAUGCAAUGGCCAAGUACAAAAUAGUAUGGCUUGAGGAAAAGAAAGUAACAGCUACUAAAGUACCGAAACAGCAAUCUGAACCAGUCAAACUAGUUGCAAAUAGUGAAAAGGAAAAACAGAGACUAAAAUUGAUCAGACAGAAUACCGAUAAUUUCCUCAAGGAUCAUCAAGAUUAUCACAACAGACAGAGAAUAGAUGACAAUCAAUUCUUCACAAAGGUUGGCCAACCAGAACAUCUUAUAUGGCUGUCAUCAAGACCUGCAAAGAAAAAGGAUAAUAUAAUCACCAAAGUAAAGAAUUUGAUGUCCCCUCAGCAAUCCAAGAAGACUAUUCCAACUGUAGUGGAUCCCAAUGAUAAAAUUAUGAGAGAUCAAACUGAUGAAUUCUUAAUGAAGCAUCAAUACCUUAUUCACAAGGAGGAAUUGGAAUUCAAGAAAACUCAGAUUCCUCAGAAAGUAAUCAAAGAAGAAAUUAUUAUAGAAGCUGCGGAAAAAAAAUCUUCUGCUCCCAAGAGACUUGAGAAGUCACCAGAAAAAGAAGAAAAACCGAAAAAGAGUACGUUCUCAAAAUUGAAGACAUUCGUGAGUGGGACAUCGAAAAAACCAACCGCUGAAGAAAGUAAUAAACUACUUCGAAAACAAACAAGUGAGUUCCUCGAUGAUAUGAGAAAGAACCAUGACCAUGACAAAGAUGCAAUGGCCAAGUACAAAAUAGUAUGGCUUGAGGAAAAGAAAGUAACAGCUACUAAAGUACCGAAACAGCAAUCUGAACCAGUCAAACUAGUUGCAAUUAAUGAAAAGGAAAAACAGAGACUAAAAUUGAUCAGACAGAGUACCGAUAAUUUCCUCAAGGAUCAUCAAGAUUAUCACAACAGACAGAGAAUAGAUGACAAUCAAUUCUUCACAAAGGUUGGCCAACCAGAACAUCUUAUAUGGCUGUCAUCAAGACCUGCAAAGAAAAAGGAUAAUAUAAUCACCAAAGUAAAGAAUUUGAUGUCCCCUCAGCAAUCCAAGAAGACUAUUCCAACUGUAGUGGAUCCCAAUGAUAAAAUUAUGAGAGAUCAAACUGAUGAAUUCUUAAUGAAGCAUCAAUACCUUAUUCACAAGGAGGAAUUGGAAUUCAAGAAAACUCAGAUUCCUGUGAAAGUUAUCAAAGAAGAAAUUAUUAUAGAAGCUGCAGAAAAACAAUCUUCUGCACCCAAGAGACUUGAAAAGUCACCUGAAAAAGAAGAAAAACCGAAAAAGAGUGCGUUCUCAAAAUUGAAGACAUUCGUGAGUGGGACAUCGAAGAAACCAACCGCUGAAGAAAGUAAUAAACCACUUCGGCAACAAACCAGUGAGUUCCUCGAUGAUAUGAGAAAGAACCAUGACCAUGACAAAGAUGCAAUGGCCAAGUACAAAAUAGUAUGGCUUGAGGAAAAGAAAGUAACAGCUACUAAAGUACCGAAACAGCAAUCUGAACCAGUCAAACUAGUUGCAAAUAGUGAAAAGGAAAAACAGAGACUAAAAUUGAUCAGACAGAAUACCGAUAAUUUCCUCAAGGAUCAUCAAGAUUAUCACAACAGACAGAGAAUAGAUGACAAUCAAUUCUUCACAAAGGUUGGCCAACCAGAACAUCUUAUAUGGCUGUCAUCAAGACCUGCAAAGAAAAAGGAUAAUAUAAUCACCAAAGUAAAGAAUUUGAUGUCCCCUCAGCAAUCCAAGAAGACUAUUCCAACUGUAGUGGAUCCCAAUGAUAAAAUUAUGAGAGAUCAAACUGAUGAAUUCUUAAUGAAGCAUCAAUACCUUAUUCACAAGGAGGAAUUGGAAUUCAAGAAAACUCAGAUUCCUGUGAAAGUUAUCAAAGAAGAAAUUAUUAUAGAAGCUGCAGAAAAACAAUCUUCUGCACCCAAGAGACUUGAAAAGUCACCUGAAAAAGAAGAAAAACCGAAAAAGAGUGCGUUCUCAAAAUUGAAGACUUUCGUGAGUGGAACAUCGAAGAAACCAACCGCUGAAGAAAGUAAUAAACUACUUCGGCAACAAACAAGUGAGUUCCUCGAUGAUAUGAGAAAGAACCAUGACUAUGACAAAGAUGCAAUGGCCAAGUACAAAAUAGUAUGGCUCGAGGAAAAGAAAGUAACAGCUACUAAAGUACCGAAACAGCAAUCUGAACCAGUCAAACUAGUUGCAAUUAGUGAAAAGGAAAAACAGAGACUAAAAUUGAUCAGACAGAAUACCGAUAAUUUCCUCAAGGAUCAUCAAGAUUAUCACAACAGACAGAGAAUAGAUGACAAUCAAUUCUUCACAAAGGUUGGCCAACCAGAACAUCUUAUAUGGCUGUCAUCAAGACCUGCAAAGAAAAAGGAUAAUAUAAUCACCAAAGUAAAGAAUUUGAUGUCCCCUCAGCAAUCCAAGAAGACUAUUCCAACUGUAGUGGAUCCCAAUGAUAAAAUUAUGAGAGAUCAAACUGAUGAAUUCUUAAUGAAGCAUCAAUACCUUAUUCACAAGGAGGAAUUGGAAUUCAAGAAAACUCAGAUUCCUGUGAAAGUUAUCAAAGAAGAAAUUAUUAUAGAAGCUGCAGAAAAACAAUCUUCUGCACCCAAGAGACUUGAAAAGUCACCUGAAAAAGAAGAAAAACCGAAAAAGAGUGCGUUCUCAAAAUUGAAGACCUUCGUGAGUGGAACAUCGAAGAAACCAACCGCUGAAGAAAGUAAUAAACUACUUCGACAACAAACAAGUGAGUUCCUCGAUGAUAUGAGAAAGAACCAUGACUAUGACAAAGAUGCAAUGGCCAAGUACAAAAUAGUAUGGCUCGAGGAAAAGAAAGUAACAGCUACUAAAGUACCGAAACAGCAAUCUGAACCAGUCAAACUAGUUGCAAUUAGUGAAAAGGAAAAACAGAGACUAAAAUUGAUCAGACAGAAUACCGAUAAUUUCCUCAAGGAUCAUCAAGAUUAUCACAACAGACAGAGAAUAGAUGACAAUCAAUUCUUCACAAAGGUUGGCCAACCAGAACAUCUUAUAUGGCUGUCAUCAAGACCUGCAAAGAAAAAGGAUAAUAUAAUCACCAAAGUAAAGAAUUUGAUGUCCCCUCAGCAAUCCAAGAAGACUAUUCCAACUGUAGUGGAUCCCAAUGAUAAAAUUAUGAGAGAUCAAACUGAUGAAUUCUUAAUGAAGCAUCAAUACCUUAUUCACAAGGAGGAAUUGGAAUUCAAGAAAACUCAGAUUCCUGUGAAAGUUAUCAAAGAAGAAAUUAUUAUAGAAGCUGCAGAAAAACAAUCUUCUGCACCCAAGAGACUUGAAAAGUCACCUGAAAAAGAAGAAAAACCGAAAAAGAGUGCGUUCUCAAAAUUGAAGACCUUCGUGAGUGGAACAUCGAAGAAACCAACCGCUGAAGAAAGUAAUAAACUACUUCGACAACAAACAAGUGAGUUCCUCGAUGAUAUGAGAAAGAACCAUGACUAUGACAAAGAUGCAAUGGCCAAGUACAAAAUAGUAUGGCUCGAGGAAAAGAAAGUAACAGCUACUAAAGUACCGAAACAGCAAUCUGAACCAGUCAAACUAGUUGCAAUUAGUGAAAAGGAAAAACAGAGACUAAAAUUGAUCAGACAGAAUACCGAUAAUUUCCUCAAGGAUCAUCAAGAUUAUCACAACAGACAGAGAAUAGAUGACAAUCAAUUCUUCACAAAGGUUGGCCAACCAGAACAUCUUAUAUGGCUGUCAUCAAGACCUGCAAAGAAAAAGGAUAAUAUAAUCACCAAAGUAAAGAAUUUGAUGUCCCCUCAGCAAUCCAAGAAGACUAUUCCAACUGUAGUGGAUCCCAAUGAUAAAAUUAUGAGAGAUCAAACUGAUGAAUUCUUAAUGAAGCAUCAAUACCUUAUUCACAAGGAGGAAUUGGAAUUCAAGAAAACUCAGAUUCCUGUGAAAGUUAUCAAAGAAGAAAUUAUUAUAGAAGCUGCAGAAAAACAAUCUUCUUCACCCAAGAGACUUGAAAAGUCACCUGAAAAAGAAGAAAAACCGAAAAAGAGUGCGUUCUCAAAAUUGAAGACCUUCGUGAGUGGAACAUCGAAGAAACCAACCGCUGAAGAAAGUAAUAAACUACUUCGACAACAAACAAGUGAGUUCCUCGAUGAUAUGAGAAAGAACCAUGACUAUGACAAAGAUGCAAUGGCCAAGUACAAAAUAGUAUGGCUCGAGGAAAAGAAAGUAACAGCUACUAAAGUACCGAAACAGCAAUCUGAACCAGUCAAACUAGUUGCAAUUAGUGAAAAGGAAAAACAGAGACUAAAGUUGAUCAGACAGAAUACCGAUAAUUUCCUCAAGGAUCAUCAAGAUUAUCACAACAGACAGAGAAUAGAUGAUAAUCAAUUCUUCACAAAGAUUGGCCAACCAGAACAUCUUAUAUGGCUGUCAUCAAGACCUGCAAAGAAAAAGGAUAAUAUAAUCACCAAAGUAAAGAAUUUGAUGUCCCCUCAGCAAUCCAAGAAGACUAUUCCAACCGUAGUGGAUCCCAAUGAUAAAAUUAUGAGAGACCAAACUGAUGAAUUCUUGAAGAAGCAUCAAUACCUUAUUCACAAGGAGGAAUUGGAAUUCAAGAAAACUCAGAUUCCUCAGAGAGUAAUCAAAGAAGAAAUUAUUAUAGAAGCUGCGGAAAAACAAUCUUCUGCUCCCAAGAGACUUGAGAAGUCACCAGAAAAAGAAGAAAAACCGAAAAAGAGUGCGUUCUCAAAAUUGAAGACCUUCGUGAGUGGGACAUCGAAAAAACCAACCGCUGAAGAAAGUAAUAAACUACUUCGACAACAAACAAGUGAGUUCCUCGAUGAUAUGAGAAAGAACCAUGACUAUGACAAAGAUGCAAUGGCCAAGUACAAAAUAGUAUGGCUUGAGGAAAAGAAAGUAACAGCUACUAAAGUACCGAAACAGCAAUCUGAACCAGUCAAACUAGUUGCAAUUAGUGAAAAGGAGAAACAGAGACUAAAAUUGAUCAGACAGAAUACCGAUAAUUUCCUCAAGGAUCAUCAAGAUUAUCACAACAGACAGAGAAUAGAUGACAAUAAAUUCUUCACAAAGGUUGGCCAACCAGAACAUCUUAUAUGGCUGUCAUCAAGACCUGCAAAGAAAAAGGAUAAUAUAAUCACCAAAGUAAAGAAUUUGAUGUCCCCUCAGCAAUCCAAGAAGACUAUUCCAACCGUAGUGGAUCCCAAUGAUAAAAUUAUGAGAGAUCAAACUGAUGAAUUCUUGAAGAAGCAUCAAUACCUUAUUCACAAGGAGGAAUUGGAAUUCAAGAAAACUCAGAUUCCUGUGGAAGUAAUCAAAGAAGAAAUUAUUAUAGAAGCUGCAGAAAAACAAUCUUCUGCUCCCAAGAGACUUGAAAAGUCACCUGAAAAAGAAGAAAAACCGAAAAAGAGUACGUUCUCAAAAUUGAAGACAUUCGUGAGUGGGACAUCGAAGAAACCAACCGCUGAAGAAAGUAAUAAACCACUUCGGCAACAAACCAGUGAGUUCCUCGAUGAUAUGAGAAAGAACCAUGACCAUGACAAAGAUGCAAUGGCCAAGUACAAAAUAGUAUGGCUUGAGGAAAAGAAAGUAACAGCUACUAAAGUACCGAAACAGCAAUCUGAACCAGUCAAACUAGUUGCAAUUAGUGAAAAGGAAAAACAGCGACUAAAGUUGAUCAGACAGAAUACCGAUAAUUUCCUCAAGGAUCAUCAAGAUUAUCACAACAGACAGAGAAUAGAUGACAAUCAAUUCUUCACAAAGAUUGGCCAACCAGAACAUCUUAUAUGGCUGUCAUCAAGACCUGCAAAGAAAAAGGAUAAUUUAAUCACCAAAGUAAAGAAUUUGAUGUCCCCUCAGCAAUCCAAGAAGACUAUUCCAACCGUAGUGGAUCCCAAUGAUAAAAUUAUGAGAGACCAAACUGAUGAAUUCUUGAAGAAGCAUCAAUACCUUAUUCACAAAGAGGAGUUGGAAUUCAAGAAAACUCAGAUUCCUCAGAAUGUAAUCAAAGAAGAAAUUAUUAUAGAAGCUGCAGAAAAACAAUCUUCUGCACCCAAGAGACUUGAAAAGUCACCUGAAAAAGAAGAAAAACCGAAAAAGAGUGCGUUCUCAAAAUUGAAGACCUUCGUGAGUGGAACAUCGAAGAAACCAACCGCUGAAGAAAGUAAUAAACUACUUCGAAAACAAACAAGUGAGUUCCUCGAUGAUAUGAGAAAGAACCAUGACCAUGACAAAGAUGCAAUGGAAAAGUACAAAAUAGUAUGGCUUGAGGAAAAGAAAGUAACAGCUACUAAAGUACCGAAACAGCAAUCUGAACCAGUCAAACUAGUUGCAAUUAGUGAAAAGGAGAAACAGAGACUAAAAUUGAUCAGACAGAAUACCGAUAAUUUCCUCAAGGAUCAUCAAGAUUAUCACAACAGACAGAGAAUAGAUGACAAUCAAUUCUUCACAAAGGUUGGCCAACCAGAACAUCUUAUAUGGCUGUCAUCAAGACCUGCAAAGAAAAAGGAUAAUAUAAUCACCAAAGUAAAGAAUUUGAUGUCCCCUCAGCAAUCCAAGAAGCCUAUUCCAACCGUAGUGGAUCCCAAUGAUAAAAUUAUGAGAGACCAAACUGAUGAAUUCUUGAAGAAGCAUCAAUACCUUAUUCACAAAGAGGAAUUGGAAUUCAAGAAAACUCAGAUUCCUCAGAAAGUUAUCAAAGAAGAAAUUAUUAUAGAAGCUGCAGAAAAACAAUCUUCUGCACCUAAAAGACUUGAAAAGUCACCUGAAAAAGAAGAAAAACCGAAAAAGAGUACGUUCUCAAAAUUGAAGACAUUCGUGAGUGGGACAUCGAAAAAACCAACCGCUGAAGAAAGUAAUAAACUACUUCGAAAACAAACAAGUGAGUUCCUCGAUGAUAUGAGAAAGAACCAUGACCUUGACAAAGAUGCAAUGGAAAAGUACAAAAUAGUAUGGCUUGAGGAAAAGAAAGUAACAGCUACUAAAGUACCGAAACAGCAAUCUGAACCAGUCAAACUAGUUGCAAUUAGUGAAAAGGAAAAACAGAGACUAAAGUUGAUCAGACAGAAUACCGAUAAUUUCCUCAAGGAUCAUCAAGAUUAUCACAACAGACAGAGAAUAGAUGAUAAUCAAUUCUUCACAAAGAUUGGCCAACCAGAACAUCUUAUAUGGCUGUCAUCAAGACCUGCAAAGAAAAAGGAUAAUAUAAUCACCAAAGUAAAGAAUUUGAUGUCCCCUCAGCAAUCCAAGAAGACUAUUCCAACCGUAGUGGAUCCCAAUGAUAAAAUUAUGAGAGACCAUACUGAUGAAUUCUUGAAGAAGCAUCAAUACCUUAUUCACAAGGAGGAAUUGGAAUUCAAGAAAACUCAGAUUCCUCAGAAAGUAAUCAAAGAAGAAAUUAUUAUAGAAGCUGCAGAAAAACAAUCUUCUGCACCCAAGAGACUUGAAAAGUCACCUGAAAAAGAAGAAAAACCGAAAAAGAGUGCGUUCUCAAAAUUGAAGACUUUCGUGAGUGGAACAUCGAAGAAACCAACCGCUGAAGAAAGUAAUAAACUACUUCGGCAACAAACAAGUGAGUUCCUCGAUGAUAUGAGAAAGAACCAUGACUAUGACAAAGAUGCAAUGGCCAAGUACAAAAUAGUAUGGCUCGAGGAAAAGAAAGUAACAGCUACUAAAGUACCGAAACAGCAAUCUGAACCAGUCAAACUAGUUGCAAUUAGUGAAAAGGAAAAACAGAGACUAAAAUUGAUCAGACAGAGUACCGAUACUUUCCUCAAGGAUCAUCAAGAUUAUCACAACAGACAGAGAAUAGAUGACAAUCAAUUCUUCACAAAGGUUGGCCAACCAGAACAUCUUAUAUGGCUGUCAUCAAGACCUGCAAAGAAAAAGGAUAAUAUAAUCACCAAAGUAAAGAAUUUGAUGUCCCCUCAGCAAUCCAAGAAGACUAUUCCAACCGUAGUGGAUCCCAAUGAUAAAAUUAUGAGAGACCAAACUGAUGAAUUCUUGAAGAAGCAUCAAUACCUUAUUCACAAGGAGGAAUUGGAAUUCAAGAAAACUCAGAUUCCUCAGAAAGUAAUCAAAGAAGAAAUUAUUAUAGAAGCUGCGGAAAAACAAUCUUCUGCUCCCAAGAGACUUGAGAAGUCACCAGAAAAAGAAGAAAAACCGAAAAUGAGUGCGUUCUCAAAGUUGAAGACCUUCGUGAGUGGAACAUCGAAGAAACCAACCGCUGAAGAAAGUAAUAAACUACUUCGAAAACAAACAAGUGAGUUCCUCGAUGAUAUGAGAAAGAACCAUGACUAUGACAAAGAUGCAAUGGCCAAGUACAAAAUAGUAUGGCUCGAGGAAAAGAAAGUAACAGCUACUAAAGUACCGAAACAGCAAUCUGAACCAGUCAAACUAGUUGCAAUUAGUGAAAAGGAAAAACAGAGACUAAAAUUGAUCAGACAGAGUACCGAUACUUUCCUCAAGGAUCAUCAAGAUUAUCACAACAGACAGAGAAUAGAUGACAAUCAAUUCUUCACAAAGGUUGGCCAACCAGAACAUCUUAUAUGGCUGUCAUCAAGACCUGCAAAGAAAAAGGAUAAUAUAAUCACCAAAGUAAAGAAUUUGAUGUCCCCUCAGCAAUCCAAGAAGACUAUUCCAACCGUAGUGGAUCCCAAUGAUAAAAUUAUGAGAGAUCAAACUGAUGAAUUCUUAAUGAAGCAUCAAUACCUUAUUCACAAGGAGGAAUUGGAAUUCAAGAAAACUCAGAUUCCUGUGAGAGUUAUCAAAGAAGAAAUUAUUAUAGAAGCUGCAGAAAAACAAUCUUCUGCACCCAAGAGACUUGAAAAGUCACCUGAAAAAGAAGAAAAACCGAAAAAGAGUGCGUUCUCAAAAUUGAAGACCUUCGUGAGUGGAACAUCGAAGAAACCAACCGCUGAAGAAAGUAAUAAACUACUUCGGCAACAAACAAGUGAGUUCCUCGAUGAUAUGAGAAAGAACCAUGACCAUGACAAAGAUGCAAUGGCCAAGUACAAAAUAGUAUGGCUUGAGGAAAAGAAAGUAACAGCUACUAAAGUACCGAAACAGCAAUCUGAACCAGUCAAACUAGUUGCAAUUAGUGAAAAGGAAAAACAGAGACUAAAGUUGAUCAGACAGAAUACCGAUAAUUUCCUCAAGGAUCAUCAAGAUUAUCACAACAGACAGAGAAAAGAGGAUAAUAAAUUCUUCACGAAGGUUGGCCAGCCAGAACAUCUUAUAUGGCUGUCAUCAAGACCUGCAAAGAAAAAGGAUAAUAUAAUCACCAUAGUAAAGAAUUUGAUGUCCCCUCAGCAAUCCAAGAAGACUAUUCCAACCGUAGUGGAUCCCAAUGAUAAAAUUAUGAGAGACCAAACUGAUGAAUUCUUGAAGAAGCAUCAAUACCUUAUUCACAAGGAGGAAUUGGAAUUCAAGAAAACUCAGAUUCCUCAGAAAGUAAUCAAAGAAGAAAUUAUUAUAGAAGCUGCGGAAAAACAAUCUUCUGCUCCCAAGAGACUUGAGAAGUCACCAGAAAAAGAAGAAAAACCGAAAAUGAGUGCGUUCUCAAAGUUGAAGACCUUCGUGAGUGGAACAUCGAAGAAACCAACCGCUGAAGAAAGUAAUAAACUACUUCGAAAACAAACAAGUGAGUUCCUCGAUGAUAUGAGAAAGAACCAUGACUAUGACAAAGAUGCAAUGGCCAAGUACAAAAUAGUAUGGCUCGAGGAAAAGAAAGUAACAGCUACUAAAGUACCGAAACAGCAAUCUGAACCAGUCAAACUAGUUGCAAUUAGUGAAAAGGAAAAACAGAGACUAAAGUUGAUCAGACAGAAUACCGAUAAUUUCCUCAAGGAUCAUCAAGAUUAUCACAACAGACAGAGAAAAGAGGAUAAUAAAUUCUUCACGAAGGUUGGCCAGCCAGAACAUCUUAUAUGGCUGUCAUCAAGACCUGCAAAGAAAAAGGAUAAUAUAAUCACCAAAGUAAAGAAUUUGAUGUCCCCUCAGCAAUCCAAGAAGACUAUUCCAACCAUAGUGGAUCCCAAUGAUAAAAUUAUGAGAGAUCAAACUGAUGAAUUCUUGAGGAAGCAUCAAUAUCUCAUCCAUAGAGAAGAAUUCGAUUGCCAGAAAGUUCCAGUUCGUUAUUCAGCGGAGAAACAAUAUUCUGAAUCCAAGAGGAUGAAGAAGUCUCUGGAAAACGAUGUCAAACCAACAAAUUAUUCUCAUGAAUCCAGUAUACCGGAUGAAAUAAAGAAAAUACCUUCUUCGAAAAAAGAUCCUACUGUGGUUGUGAGCGAACUAACCGCUGGAAAAAUAAGUGAGGUUCAGACUGAGACAUUAACAAAACAGCCUAAUGUCAAACCACGCAAGAAUUUAAGAGAAAAAGUGAAAGAUAUCUUAACUGCUAGUAAUCCCACUCCGACUGCAGUAUUUUACUAUGAUACAAACAGCGAAAUGGACACGAACAGUAAAAACUCUGAGCAGGAGAAAAGAGAUAUAUCGGGUGAAGAAAUACAUGUCACAAAUUCACCAUUGUCAGAUGACCAUACUUCUUCAGAUGUACCUUCUGACAACUCAAGUCUAUCUGUACGACAAAAGAAAAAAGUUACAUUUUCGCAAUCUCCUCAGAAGGAAACAACAAACGAUUCUGAAGGAAAUGUUGAAGAGAAAAACGGAGAUAUGAGUUCUGAUUUCACAAAUAUAACUUCAUCUCAGAGAUCGAGUAAACCCUCAGCAAUUCCUCGAAAACAAAUCAGAAAGAAAGUUAAUGCUGUUUUUAUUGAUUCAGCUGAAAUUUUCAAACAAGAUAAAGAACGUUACCUCAUUCAGGAAACCAGCGAAUUCCUUGAAAACCAUAGAAACCACCAGAACAGCCAAUGGAUUGACCAAUAUUCUGUCGUCAAUCUAAAGAGUGAAGUAAAUCAACCGAAUAAAGUUCAAUUGGGGGAUUCUAAACCAAAGCCGUCUCCAAGAAGUUAUGAGCAAGUCACGACUUCUUCUCCAACCUUACCUCAGAAGACUUCACCAUCAGAAAUACCAGAUAAUACAUAUUUUGAAACUCGAAGAAAUUUGCUUUUAUUCCUAGACGAUCAUAGAGCCUAUCAUGACAGAGAAAGAAAUUAUUUCAUCAGUUUCAUAUCGAAACAGAACAAACCGAACGAGGAUGAUCGAAAAACCACCUCAAAAGAACCAAAAUUAAAGGCUAAAUUAAUGUCUAAAAUAAAAUCUUUGGUCGGGCAAGAAAAUAUUUCCCUUGAUAAAAAGCGUGAUAUUGAAAAUGCACUUCUCAGAAAACAAACAUUAGAAUUUUUGAUAAGUCAAAAAUGUUAUAAUGAUUUGGAAGGAGAUGCCUCUUACAAGUUUUAUGUAGAAUAUCCCGUAAAAAGGGGUAGUGGAUCAUUGGGAUCUGGUACACAAAAAGAUAAUUCCAAUUUCCAAGAGGACUCCACUUUCUGCUCUCCUAGAAAGCUCCCUGUAAACGGAAGUCCCGAAUCACAAAUCAAAAAGAGUCAAAAACCUCUGAAAUCUUCUCUGGAUGAGAAGGUAUCUAAGACGGACAAAAUUAAAACACAGGAAGUACCUUAUUCUAAAAGUAAUCAGCAAAACGAAUCUACUAAUUAUUUACUAUUCAUGGAUCAGAGUAAAAACUUUUUAGAUAGUCAAAGAAAUUACAUAAAUACGGAAAAUAAAAUAUGGUGCCAAUAUCUUAAAUACAAGCCAGAAGCAGGUUGGAGUAGAAUAACUCCUUCAGAAUCUAUAGAAAAGUCUAAUGAAUCCCGGUACAUUUCAACUACGUUGAAUGCUCCUGUUAGAAAGUCAUCUUCUCAAAUCGAAAGUGAGAAAAUAGAUCAUGAAGUUAUUCUUCAUAAGACUAACCUAUUUCUGAUAGAUCACAAGCGUUUCCAUGAUAAUUUACAAAUGGAAUCAUCAAAAUUCGCCUCUAAACAGCCUAAGAAGCCUGCUGUUGAAAGUAAAAUUAAGAAAAAGGGAGAAGGAGUUUUAACGAAGGUGAAAUCUUUAUUACCUUCCGGACAUACAAAAAAUCGUUCAUACGAUAUACAAAAGGCUGACGGAAUCAAUCAAAAUACAGAGGGUCAAAAAAAUAUUUACGUAGAAAGGAAAGAAAAUCUAGAGGUGAUAUCAUCAUCAAAACAACCAGAAACGGAUAUCAAGAAACUGAUGAUAUCAUCAAAACAACCAGAAACAGAUAUCAAGGAACUGACGAAAAACUUCUUGAUAGAUCAUCAAGAAUAUCACAACCAAGAAAAAUUGCAUUCUAAAACUAGGUUAUCGAAAGGAGAGGAAAAAGAAAAGAAGUCUAAAAAAGGAGUCAUGUCCAAAAUUAAAUCUUUAGUAAUAGGUGAUUCACAUAAAAAGAUUCCUUCUAAGAAACCAAUAAAUUCGAUAUCCACUGAAAAUGUUGACGAACCGGAUACUAAAAUAACUGAUGAAAAGAAAAGGAUUUCGAUAAGAGAAUAUACAUCCAGUCCAGAAACGUACAGAAGAAGCAGACCUAAAAAUUCGCAGGUUGCAUCUUCCAAAGCAGACCAAGAAACAAAACCAAAACAAGAAAUUUUGGAUAACAAAAAACCUACAAUAGUUAAAAAUGAGGAAUUCCGAAUUUCUAGCAUUUCCUGGUCUGAAAGACAGUUACAUCCCCUGGAAAAAAAUUAUGCAUCAACGGAAGGCGAUGAGUCAACAAAUUUAGAGAUAUUUGAGAAAGUUGAGUCAUCAAUUCACUCUAAUCAGUUAGAAGUAUUGCCAGGGGACGAAAAAAGAAGAUAUGCUGCAGCAAAAAUAAAAACACAAGAAUUCCUUUUGAACGAAAAACAAAAUUUGGAUAUUAUUGACAAAGUAAAAAUAAAAGAAUCAGAAGAUUUCAAGAACAACAUUUCACCAAUAUCCUUUACUAGCAAUUCUGACUCAGUGGAAAAUAUACCAUCGAUGGAAAAAAAUAAGAUUUGUAAAGCAGUAUCAGAACAAAAUACAAACACCAAAAUAAAUUCAAGAACAAGGGUUGCUCCCCUACCUUCAGCACCUUCACUGGAAGAAUGUGAAGAUCUCAGUGAUCGUGAAAAAGAAAACGUAAAUUCUGUGAUACAUAGAGUUGUAACACCUUUAUCUCCAACUAAAACAAUAUUCAAAGAGAUCAGAAAACGAGAAGAUAGUCCAGAUCGGAAGGUAUACAUUGUUAAAGAAGGAUACAUGAUUACAAAAGAGAAUAAAGACGAUAUGACAUUGAGCAAAGAUGCACGAACGCGAAUAGAAGAUAGAGCAAAUCAAUUUUCUUCUAUCGAAAGACAACCCUACCUGAAAGAUGGAAUUUCUGGAGAGAAAAACAUAUCUCUGCCAAGAAAUUUUGUUGCACACUUUGAUGGCUCGGCCUCACCUAUAACGAAAGCACGAAACGAAGGUCAAGAUUACGUGGAUAGAAGCUACGAUUCACCUUCUCAGGCAGUACCACAAGGCGACUUAGAGGUUAGAAGACACCACACCAAAAAGAGAACAAUGGCAGAAGCAGAACAAGGACCUGCUACCAUCAAGACAGAAACUAGAAUUCAGCGAGGAAGUAAUGGACAAAAAAAGUAUACUACUUCAUGCUAUCUCAACAAAAUUUCGACACCCGUAUGGUAUACAGAGUCACUCUUGUUGGAUUUAGAAGAGAAAACUAAGAAGACUAACGUCAAGGUUUAUUAUGAUGACCUUUAUCAACCAUACCGAUGGGAAGAAUCUUUCAACACUGAUCUGACAACAGAAAAAAAAACUUACAUAACAGAAGUCACAAUUCCUGUCAAUGUAGAUUCAGAAGAAAUUCACUACAUUUCAUUAGAUGACCAACAGCAAAGAGAUAAUCAAGAAAAGUAAAUAUCACUAUGAACAUAUCCUGUAUAUUAAUUUUAUCGGUUUAUAAGAACAUUCCCGUACAUCUGUACAAAGUUCUAUGUUAAUUAUAUUUUAUAUUAUUAGGUAUUUUUAUGAAUGAAUAUUAUAAAUAAUCAUCGAUUUUUUUAAA